ACCAACUCAAGCUAGCUAGCUCUCCUUCCCAAGUAUCAAGUUAAGCUUAGUUUCUUUCCAAAAGUCUUUCUAGUUCAUCUUUUUGUGCUAUUUCCACCAGAAAAUAAAAACCAUGGGUUUCCGAUUACCAGCUAUUGCUAAUGCCAAGAAAAUUCUAACUAGAUCUCUGUCUGGUUCAAAGACAUUAGAUAUCCCUAAAGGCUACUUUGCGGUCUAUGUUGGGGAGAGCCAGAAGAAGCGGUUUGUGAUCCCCAUAUCAUAUUUGAACCAUCCUUCAUUCCAAGAUUUGUUAAGCCAAGCUGAAGAAGAAUAUGGAUAUGAUCAUCCCAUGGGCGGUAUCACAUUCCCCUGCAAUGAGCACACGUUCCUUGAUCUCACUUCCCGCCCAAGUGAGUGAAGUAGUUGAACUGAAGUGAAUCUGGGAUUCAAAAGUCAAAACUAAAGUCGAUCAGCCUCAUAUCAGAAGUCAGAACUCACUGUCGACCCAAUGAAGAAGAAGAAGAUAAAGGCAAUGAGGAAUAGUAUUUCUCAAGCUUCAUGUCUGUGUGAGGUUGUGAUCGAGCAUAGAAGAUCAAGAUCUAAAAUAUCAGACAGCAAACACAUGGCAUAUCCUGAAUCCUCCGAAGUCAUUGGACAAAAAUCAUAACUUGGAUUUUAAAUUCAUGAAACAAGACAGUUAAAUUCUGUCUUUGACGUAUGUAAACUCCUUUAUCUAUGCUACAGAAAACAUCUUGGAAUAAAUAUUCGUUACUC
Fragaria vesca subsp. vesca is the source of this 753-nucleotide messenger RNA. Its product is annotated as indole-3-acetic acid-induced protein ARG7-like. The record is from RefSeq and is a predicted model, not a curated record. Lineage: Eukaryota; Viridiplantae; Streptophyta; Magnoliopsida; Rosales; Rosaceae. The transcript has a single exon. Gene Ontology annotation, biological process: response to auxin. The coding region runs from base 113 to 397 and encodes 94 amino acids.